Messenger RNA from Penicillium manginii, 468 nucleotides. RefSeq lists its product as uncharacterized. The transcript is spliced from 3 exons. The record is from RefSeq and is a predicted model, not a curated record. Lineage: Eukaryota; Fungi; Ascomycota; Eurotiomycetes; Eurotiales; Aspergillaceae. Bases 1 to 468 code for a protein of 155 amino acids.
AUGUUCCGUAACAGAAGCCAGAUGGAUUUUGGUUCACGAAAUGAGCAACCUGGUGGCCUAAAUCCCGAUACCAAGAAGGUGACCCCAUCCAAGGUGACCAAGAAAAGGGCACCAAAGACCACCCCAAGCCGAUCUCCUACAAAGGGGACCCCGUCGAAGGUCUCCUCCUCUGCCACUCGAGGUUCUAGCGACGACGCGGACAAAUACUUCUUGUGGCUAUGCUUCCUUCACAAUGGCGGAAAGCCAGCUCCGGACUACGGCGAGAUCGGCUCCAAGCUUGGAAUCAACUACAAAGCCGCUACGGGCCGCUUCUACAAACUGCGAAAGUACUUUGAAAAUCUGGAGAAAGCUGGUGACACGAACCAGAAAGAGAAGCAGGAACAUAGCGACACCGUCACGAAGACCGAGUCGGGCAUCAAGGCCGAUGAUCCUGAACUCAAGGAAGAUGAUUCUGGCGAGGAUGUCUAA